AUGUCCUGCCAGCAGAACCAGCAGCAGUGCCAGCCCCCUCCCAAGUGUCCCACGCCCAAGUGCCCCCCCAAGUGCCCCCCCAAGUGCCCCCCAGUCUCUUCCUGCUGCGGCUCCAGCUCUGGGGGCGGCGGCUGCUGCAGCUCUGGGGGCGGAGGCUGCUGCAGCUCUGGGGGCGGCGGCUGCUGCCUGAGCCACCACAGGCGACGCAGUUCCCACCGUCACAGACACCAGAGCCCUGGCUGCUGCAGCCAGCCCUCGGGGGGCUCCAGCUGCUGUGGAGGGGGCAGCGGUCAGUCGUCUGGAGGCUGCUGCUGAAGUGGACCCUGAGCCAAGGAGCGCAGGCUUGGGGACAGCGAGUGGCCAAAGCCCUCCUCCUGUUCCUGCUCCCCCUGCUGGGCCUGCCCAAGGGGCUGAGGGGUCUGAGUGCAGCCUUGAGUUCUGGCCCAGAGGAUCCCUGUGCCCUGGUGCCCAGAAGCCACAACCCCUCCCCCAAACCCAUUUACUCACCUCCUCCCCCAUAUGUGUGGCUGCCCUGGGAACCCAAAGCACAGACCCUAGGUCCUUCAGAGCUUACCUUGUUGUAAACCCAGCCUGAUGUGAAAUAAUAAAACUAGACAUCUUCA
Messenger RNA from Mirounga angustirostris (Northern elephant seal), 623 nucleotides. RefSeq names its product late cornified envelope protein 1F-like. The record is from RefSeq and is a predicted model, not a curated record. The coding region runs from base 1 to 315 and encodes 104 amino acids. The transcript has a single exon. Gene Ontology annotation, biological process: epidermis development. NCBI's taxonomy places the organism in Eukaryota, Metazoa, Chordata, Mammalia, Carnivora, Phocidae.